Solanum pennellii is the source of this 743-nucleotide messenger RNA. RefSeq lists its product as uncharacterized. Gene Ontology annotation, biological process: translation. Gene Ontology annotation, molecular function: structural constituent of ribosome. Lineage: Eukaryota; Viridiplantae; Streptophyta; Magnoliopsida; Solanales; Solanaceae. The coding region runs from base 152 to 556 and encodes 134 amino acids. Gene Ontology annotation, cellular component: mitochondrial large ribosomal subunit. The record is from RefSeq and is a predicted model, not a curated record. The transcript is spliced from 3 exons.
CUUUUUGGCCUUUCAUUUUGUGCCUCAAUUAUCCUUUCCCACUGUCUUUUUCUUGAACACAAGCCCAACUUUUAAACAGUUUAAGCCCACUAUUCAUUGCCCAUAUGGGCCUCUAACCUUCUCCUACCUCAGUCACUUCAUCCUGUCAAAGAUGGCGUCUACAGUAGCCAAGCUCAGAAGCAGCUCCAAUUUCAUCAAUGGCCUUCGAAGAUUUUCUCACGCAAUAUCCAUACCACCACCACUUGAUAGCACCAUUUAUCUCCAAACACCUUCAUCACCAUCGUUGGUUUUACCUGAACAUGACGACGACAACAACAACAACAACAACAUAGGAUUUAUGGUCCCAAAUUCACCUUUUCUUAAAGGGUCUAUGGAGCUAAUGGCUGUUCCUAAGAAAAAGGUUUCCCCUCAUAAGAGAGGCAUAAGAAAUGGACCGAAGGCUCUAAAACCAGUGCCAGUGAUUAUGCGGUGCAAGGUCUGCGGUCGAGUCAAAUUACCACAUUUCUUUUGCUGCAGUGGAAUCAAGCCUGGUGAUGAGAAUAGUUCCAGCAGUUGAUCAACUUGAAGUGGAGCAUCCAACAUAAUUUCUUCAACUUCAACUUUGUUGUUCUGGUAGAGUUUUUUUUUUGUUUGAAAGAAAGAAGUUUAAAAUAUGCACCAUAGCUGCACAAUAGCAUAGGCCUCUUGCUGAAGAACCUGUUUUGCAUGUUUAAGUUGCACUAUAUUAGUUUUAUUUCUUCCAA